Clupea harengus (Atlantic herring) is the source of this 2524-nucleotide messenger RNA. It is a transcript of the gene zc3h15, whose product is annotated as zinc finger CCCH-type containing 15. Gene Ontology annotation, cellular component: cytosol. Gene Ontology annotation, molecular function: metal ion binding; mRNA binding. Gene Ontology annotation, biological process: cytoplasmic translation. The record is from RefSeq and is a predicted model, not a curated record. Lineage: Eukaryota; Metazoa; Chordata; Actinopteri; Clupeiformes; Clupeidae.
GGGUGCUGGAAAAAAAGACCUCACCAACGCCUGAAGCUUGCUCUUUGCUAGCUAGCACAGUCAUCACGAAAAUUAGAGGUGGGGUAUUAGAGGAUAAACUUACAUAUUUUAACCGAUAUGCCUCCGAAGAAAACCUCUCAACCUGGUGCUGGUAGUAGUAAGAAAACCCAAGAAAAGAAAAAGGAAAAGAUCAUUGAAGACAAGACCUUUGGCUUGAAAAACAAAAAGGGCGGAAAACAACAGAAGUUUAUCAAACAUGUCGUACAGCAAGUGAAGACACCUCGGCCGGCUGGUGCUGUUGGUGCAGAUGGCAAAAAAGUCGACAAGAAGAAAGAGAUUUCUGAGCUGAAUGAUCUCUUUAAGCCUGUAAUAGCUGCCCAGAAAGUCGCCAAAGGUGUGGACCCCAAAUCGGUGCUCUGUGCUUUCUUCAAGCAAGGACAGUGCACCAAGGGGGACAAGUGCAAGUUUUCCCAUGACUUGACCAUUGAGAGAAAAUGUGAAAAGCGUAGUCUUUACGUUGACGAACGAGAUGACGAACUUGAAAAAGAUACCAUGGACAUGUGGGACGAGAAGAAACUGGAGGAGGUUGUCGCCAUGAAACAUGGAGAGGCAGAGAAGAAGGCACAAGCGGGGAAGGAGAAGAUAGUGACCCAGAUUGUGUGCAAACAUUUCCUGGAUGCCAUAGAGAGCAAUAAGUACGGUUGGUUUUGGGUCUGUCCCGGUGGAGGUGACAACUGUCUGUACCGUCAUGCCCUCCCUGCUGGGUUUGUGAUCAAGAGAGACAAGAAGAAAGAGGAGAACGAGGAGGAAAAGAUUUCACUAGAAGAACUUAUAGAAACUGAGCGAGCUGCCCUAGGACCAAACGUCACCCGCAUCACCCUGGAAACAUUCUUGGCCUGGAAGAAGAGGAAACGACAGCACAAGAUCAUCAAAGCCGAGCAGGACAUGGAGAAGAAGAAGGCUGAUUUCAAAGCUGGCAGGUCUCUGGGGGUCAGUGGGCGUGAAGUCUUCGAGUUCCGUCCUGAACUGGUUGACGAUGAUGAUGAUGAGGCUGAUGAUACCAAAUACGCCAAAGGUGAUGAUGAUGAUGAUGACAACGAAGAUGAUUACGAUGAGGACAUCAUUCAGGAGGUGCAAGAGCCAGAUGACUUGCAGGACAUUGAUGUUACCCGGUUUGUUCCCCAAGAAGUCGACUAUGCUGGCAUCACGAUCGCAGCAGCGGACCGCUUCACGGCAAAAAAGACCAAGGCAGCCAGAGAGAGAGACGCAGACAACAAACUGAGUGAGGCUUCGGGCGGGGUGGAGGAAAACGGUGAGCACAGUGAGGACCAGACGUUGGAGGACGAGUCGGAGGAUGUCCCCGUGGACGAGAACCUCUUCACGGGAGAGGACCUGGACGAGCUGGAGGAUGAGCUCAACACACUGGACCUGGAGGAAGAAGACUAGAUGGGAGUUGGAGGGGUUGGGGGACUAGUCAGCACCGUUUUCAUGAACUUCACAAGGCUUUUGACAUGAAUGAAAAAGACAGUGUCUUCACAAAUCAAACAGCAACAACCACAGUCCACAUUGGAAACGUGCAGCCUGCAAUCCUUUUGUCUCUUUAAAGAAAAAAAACUAUUAAAUAAAUCCCUGGAUAUUUCAAGAUUGAUUUUUGCGGAGUGUGCAGAGUUAACUGAGAUCAGAAUGGUUAGUUUUAUUUUUUUUAUCGUUUUGUUCCCCAAGCAGGCAUUAUCAAAGCAAUCUGGCUUUAUCAGGGCAGAGUCGGGCAAGGUUCCCAUUGGGAUCAACGCAUUUUAAAAAUAUACCGGAAUCUGAAAUGGGAAUGUAUCCAAAAUAAAAUAUUUAUUUGGGCUAAUGACAUGGUAGCAGUUUGUUAUGGUAGGUUUUGAUGCUCCCUUCAACAGUUUUAUUUAGGCCAACAACCUGAUGGCCUGAACGUUCCAGAUCAUCAUCUUAUUACACCCAACUUGUAUGAUCUUUUUGAAAUUAGAAGCACUAUUAGGGGUUGGUUGUGGCCAUUUCCACUCAGUUUUCCUGUUGAUUUGAGAUGGAUGUGCUUACUGCAAUACAAAAAAACGAUUGUUUUUCAUUGAUACUUUCAUUUCUGAGUUCAUGUAAUAUCUAAAGUGCAUGCCUGUAUCAGGAUAAGAAUGUAUAUGGUGAACACGUGUUAUGACAUUCUAGUGUUCAAUUCGCACUUGACGGGGGAGGGCCCCAUAUCUCGGUCACUCUGUCAGAUUGUCUGUAAAAGCAGUCCCUGUAGAAGAGCACGACCUCUUAAAGAACAGUCAGAACAUCUCAGAGGAGGAAGCUGGCAAAUAGAUAUCAUGAGAAACCUUUGCUGCUCAGGUUUGGCUGUUACUGUCACUGAAUGGAAAUACUUGCGUGAGGUUAAUCUGCAGAAAAGAGGAUGACAGGCCGGUAAGUUGGAUGUGUCUGUGUUUGUCCCCUUGUGUCCCGGUUUUAUUCUCCCUUUCAUCAACAUGCCAAGACAAAUUGUAAAUAAAAGGAUAUCAGAUAUUGA